Chaetomium strumarium is the source of this 1051-nucleotide messenger RNA. Its product is annotated as mitochondrial carrier domain-containing protein. The record is from RefSeq and is a predicted model, not a curated record. The coding region runs from base 283 to 1029 and encodes 248 amino acids. The transcript has 2 exons. Lineage: Eukaryota; Fungi; Ascomycota; Sordariomycetes; Sordariales; Chaetomiaceae.
GGGCUGAUUUAACUAUAUAACAGCAGCUUUGUCAUCCGCAGCCUCAGCACAGGUGCCGCAUGCUAUUUUCUUUUCCUUUUUCCCUUUCUGAUUUCUCGGUUGUCUGUACUUCGUCGUGCAUGACUAGCGGGACGCUACCGUCAACUUCCCAAGCCGAUCCACCCCAAACGCCAGGUUAGACGCGGCUUGAGGUCUCCGCCGCGCCGAUUCCGGCGUCCGCCAGCUUACAAGUUCAUUGAUUCCGCAAGUUCCGCCAGCUCAACACCAGACAUAGCGCGUGCAAUGUCGACAACAGCUGGCGCCUUCAUAGCAGGCGGCAUCGCCGCUUGCGGAGCCGUGACGGCGACGCAUCCCUUCGAAACGGUCAAGAUCCGCAUGCAAUUACAGGGGGAACUGCAAGAUAAAGGCCACCAGCCACACCACUACCGCGGGCCCGUCCACGGCGUAUCCGUCAUCGUCCGGAACGAGGGGUUGCGCGGAAUCUACCGGGGCAUUGGGUGUGCCUACAUCUACCAGGUGCUGCUGAACGGCUGCCGGCUGGGCUUCUACGAGCCGAUGCGCAACGCGCUCUCCACGCUCGUAUUCAAGGACGGCAAGACGCAAAGCCUGGGGGUCAACAUGUUCUGCGGCGCUGCGUCGGGCGUCAUGGGCGCCGCCGCGGGCAGCCCCUUCUUCUUGGUCAAGACACGUCUGCAGAGCUACUCGCCCUUCUUGCCUGUCGGCACACAACACCGGUACCGCAAUGCGUGGGACGGCCUGACGAAGAUCUACGGGAGUGAAGGGGUGCGCGGCCUGUACCGCGGUGUAGGCGCAGCCAUGAUCCGGACAGGUUUCGGGAGCUCGGUGCAGCUGCCAACAUACUUCUUUGCGAAGCGCCGGUUGAUGCGGCACCUGGGCAUGGAGGAGGGUCCGGCUCUGCAUCUUGCCAGCAGUACGGCUAGCGGCUUCGUGGUCUGUGUCGUGAUGCAUCCGCCGGGUAAGUUCUGCAGGACGAGUGGUUCUGAGCAUCAGAGGCCUAACGUCGAGUAGACACGAUCAUGUCGCGCAUGUA